GCGUUGAUUGAACUUAAGUCCAUGCGUAGCAUAACCUUAAAUUACACCGGAUGACAUGUGCUCAUGUGUAUUGAGGGAGCGGAAAGUAAAACGGCGUCGACAUGUCAUCCGCAAUGGACGAUACGGUGAAGCACAAGAGUCACAGGGACCGCAAUGCCGGUCGUAAGGCGGGGAAGAAGAGGGCCAAGAAGGAGCAUGUUCAGGAAUUGUCGGACAAGCAAAAGAAUCCGAAGGCGUUCACCUUCCAUUCCGCGACCAAAGCGGAGAGACGGUUCAGACGGAGGCAGGACAUCGAGACCAAGAGGCAGCACAUCCCUCUGGUCGACAGAACGCCCUUGGAGCCGCCGCCGAUCCUGGUGGCCGUGGUGGGCCCGCCGAAGGUGGGCAAGUCGCUGGUCAUUCAGUGCCUGAUCAAGAGCUACGUGAAGCAGCCGUUGACCAACAUACUCGGCCCGGUCACCGUCGUGUCGGGCAAGAAGCGCAGGAUCACCUUCAUGGAGUGCAAAAACGACGUGAACAGCAUGAUCGACCUGGCCAAGGUGGCGGACUUGGUGCUGCUGCUGGUGGACGCCUCCUUCGGCUUCGAGAUGGAGAUAUUCGAGUUUCUCAACAUAUGCCAGGUGCACGGUAUGCCCAGGAUCAUGGGGGUCCUCACUCAUCUGGAUCUCAUAAAGAACGCGCGGCAAAUGCGGAAGACCAAGAAGACGCUGAAGCAUCGCUUCUGGACGGAGGUGUACGCCGGCGCGAAAUUGUUCUACCUCUCGGGAUUGCUGCACGAGGAGUACCUGCGCACGGAGAUAAAGAAUCUGGCGCGGUUCAUAUCGGUCAUGAAGUUCAGGCCCCUGACUUGGCGCACCACUCAUCCGUACCUGCUCACUGAUAGACUGGAAGACCUGACACCACCGGAGCUCAUCAGGAAGAAUCCAAAGGUUGACAGAAAUAUUAGCUUGUAUGGAUACGUCAGAGGAAUACCUCUGAACAAGGAGACGUCCGUUCAUAUACCCGGCUGUGGAGACAUGAAGAUCAAGGACGUGAACUUCUUGCCAGAUCCUUGCCCGCUUCCGGAGCACAUUAAGAAGCGAGCCCUCGUGGAGAAGGAACGGCUGAUUUAUGCGCCGUUUUCCGGUGUCGGCGGCAUAGUCUACGACAAGGACGCCGUUUACGUGGAACUGGCCGGCAGCCAUUCGUUCAAGGAAGAGGACACGGGUUUGGCUGGCGCUUUAAUGGAUACACAGGAGACGCUGGACCAAAAACUGCAGCACAGCGAGUUGAAACUGUUCAGCGAUGCCGUGCCGAUAAAGUCGCAGGAUGUGAAUGAGAGUAUGGCUCCUUAUACGGGCGAAAUGGUGACUGAAAACGGAAGAAUCCGACGAAGAGUGAUAUUUAAAGACGAAGCGGACGUAGAAAGUGCCUUGAAUAAAGAUGAUGACGAUAAUCCGGUAAAACAUGAAGAUGAAGAUGACGAAGACGAAGAUGACGAAGAUGAUUAUGACGGUGGUGAUAAUGAUAAUGACUUUAAAAUGGAUGAGAAGGAUGAUGAUGAAGAUGAAUGGAGUGACGUAGAGACUUCGAAAAAAUUUAAUGGAAAGGGCGUUAAAAGGAAAAACACUGAGGAAGGUAAUAUACAAAAGAAAAAGAGAGACUCGGUUAAUUCAAUUGUUGAGAAUGACGAUACAGAUCUCGAUGAGUCUGAAAUAAAGAGCGAUAAGAAUAUUGAUGUUCCUCAAGAAAAUGCAGGAGUGUAUCAUUCCUUAAGCAAAGAAUCGGAUAAACUGAUAAAAAAUAAGAUUUCAGAAGCAUUGAGUCUUUUGGAGGCAACAAAGAAAAACGUGAAGCAAGACAUUGAUGACGAGAGCUUCGACGAGCUCAGCGACGAGGACUCGCGCGCGGGAUUAGAGAUGGAUGAUGCAGAACGGUUCAGCGAUUUAGAAGAAGAUGCGUUCGAUGAAGGCGAACAAGGAGAAGAGGAAGAAGAUGAGAUGAACGAGAGCGAAGAGGAAGUCGCGGAUGAAUUUAAGUGGAAAAGAAAUUUAAUUGAAAAGGCGAGGGAAGCAUUUGUAGAUCGUCAGCAAAGCAACAAGAACUUGAUGAAGAUGAUUUAUGGAGUAUUCGACAAGAGUAACGUAAUGGAAGAGAAGGAGGAAGACGAGAAGCCGGGCGAGGAUAUCGGCGGAAUAUUUCGCGUCGCUCAAGAGCAGCAGAAGCAGAAGAUACAAGAGCGAGAGUUGCAGAAUCACGAGGAGUCCGUAUUCUUCACGAUGGAGAGCACGCGCGAUUGGCUGAUGGAGGAGAACAAGGCGUUGUUGAUCAAUCGUUUCGUGACGGGCAAGUGGAAGGAAUCGAAGGACGCCGAGGAGCUUUUGAAGCUGGACGACGAGGAUCUGUACGGCGACUUCGAGGACCUGGAGACCGGAGAAAAGCAUAAAGCGGAGGACGCGACUCCCAAGGAGUUGCCGGCGGACGAGGCGGAGGAAAAAAAGAAACUUUUGGAAAAGAAGAGGAAGCUGAAGGAGCAAUUCGACGCGGAGUACGACAAUACGGAAAAGAAAACGUACUAUGACGAGCUGAAGGCCGAGGUAGAGAGACAGGCGGGCAUCAACAAGUCCGAGUUCGAGGGGCUGGACGACGACGUCAGGGUACAAUUGGAGGGCUACCGUCCCGGCAUGUACGUGCGCGUGGAGAUCGAGGCGGUACCAUGCGAGCUGAUAACGCAUCUUGAUCCAACGUAUCCGAUCAUCAUCGGCGGCCUGUUGCACGGCGAGGAGAAUAUCGGCUACGUGCAGACGCGGAUCAAAAAGCAUCGAUGGUAUCCAAAGAUCCUGAAGAGUCGGGACCCGCUUAUAUUCUCCGUAGGCUGGCGUAGAUUCCAAUCGUUGCCGAUUUACUCUAAACUGGAGGACAAUUUGCGCCACCGGAUGCUGAAGUAUACGCCGAAGCACUUGGCGUGCAUGGGCCAUUUUUGGGGCCCGAUCACGCCGCAGGGCACCGGAAUUCUGGCGGUGCAGGACGUCGCGAGCAGAGAGUCGAGUUUCCGCAUCGCGGCGACCGGCUCGAUCGUGGAAUUGGACAAGAGCACGCAGGUGGUGAAGAAGCUCAAGCUCACCGGCGUGCCGAUGAAGAUCUAUCGCAAGACCGCAUUCAUCAAGGACAUGUUCAACAGCACCCUCGAGAUCGCCAAGUUUGAGGGUGCCCGGAUCAAGACGGUCUCGGGUAUUCGCGGUCAGAUCAAGAAGGCGGUCGCCAAGCCGGAGGGCUGCUUCCGCGCCACGUUCGAGGACAAGAUAAUGCUGAGUGACAUAGUGUUCUGCAGAACGUGGUACAAGAUCGAUGUACCGCGCUUCUACAACCCGGUAACGUCGCUGCUGCUACCGCCCGCGGAAAAGAGUCAGUGGCGCGGUAUGAAAACUACGGGUCAACUGAAGCGAGAAAGAAAUAUCCGCGCCGAAGCCAAUAAGGACUCAAUUUACACGCCGGUCAAACGAGACGUCAAAGUGUUCAGACCGCUGUCCAUCCCGCGUAAGUUGCAGAAGGAGCUCCCGUACAGGGACAAGCCCAAACUCGAGGCCGUGCCGCACCUGCGCAAGCCCAAGUUCAAGCAAGGCAGGGUCGCCGUGGUGCGCGAGCCCCAAGAAGAGAAAAUUGCGCGUAUAAUGAAGAUGAUCAGAACGAAUUACACGCAAAAGCAGAAGCAGGCGAAGGAGGUCAUGACGACGAGGAUAACGGCGUACCAGGCGCGAGUCGCAGAGGAGGAAGCCAGAAAGAUGAAGAAGCAAAAGCAAGUGAAGAAGGAAAUUUUUAGGGAUUUCAGUAAGCUGGAAAAGAAAAAGAGUCGGUGAGGCUUCCGAGAUAUGAAUAAAUUAAUAUUUCAAAACUGAGAAACUGUA
This is a messenger RNA of Wasmannia auropunctata (little fire ant), 3884 nucleotides long. Its product is annotated as ribosome biogenesis protein BMS1 homolog. The record is from RefSeq and is a predicted model, not a curated record. Gene Ontology annotation, molecular function: U3 snoRNA binding; GTP binding; GTPase activity. The transcript is spliced from 3 exons. Lineage: Eukaryota; Metazoa; Arthropoda; Insecta; Hymenoptera; Formicidae. Gene Ontology annotation, cellular component: 90S preribosome; nucleus. Gene Ontology annotation, biological process: endonucleolytic cleavage of tricistronic rRNA transcript (SSU-rRNA, 5.8S rRNA, LSU-rRNA); maturation of SSU-rRNA from tricistronic rRNA transcript (SSU-rRNA, 5.8S rRNA, LSU-rRNA); ribosome biogenesis. Bases 102 to 3836 code for a protein of 1244 amino acids.